Messenger RNA from Zea mays, 1622 nucleotides. RefSeq names its product protein argonaute 18. Gene Ontology annotation, molecular function: nucleic acid binding. The coding region runs from base 267 to 692 and encodes 141 amino acids. The transcript has 6 exons. The record is from RefSeq and is a predicted model, not a curated record. NCBI's taxonomy places the organism in Eukaryota, Viridiplantae, Streptophyta, Magnoliopsida, Poales, Poaceae.
GGUGUUAUUUCUCAGUUUUGGACAUAAUCCUUUACAAGAAGUAGCAAUUCUUCUGAUUUUCGAUUUUGAUGGAGUAAGGAUUCUGCGUCUGCAGAAUGAAAGCCGAUCUGAUGCUGAGAAGAUCUUCAAUGAGUUCAAUGCACGAAAACCCGAGGAAAAGAAUGUCUUCAAAGGGGUCACGAAGAAUCACCUGUUCAUGGGAAUAAUCGGUAUAACGAUAGUAUUUCAGGUAACAGACGAAAUUGUGAGUUAUUAUUUGUACAAUCAUGUCGCAGUGUUGCCUGGAUAAAAAUGUUAGAAGUGCAGGUCCUGCGUAUUUUGCUAAUGUUGCUAUUAAGAUCAAUGCCAAGUUUGGAGGAAGAAACUUAGAAUUUGCUAAUCCCAAAGAAAGCUUGCCGGGUGUUACAAUUGAACCAACAAUUAUAUUUGGUGCUGAUGUUACUCACCCUGCCGCUCUAGAUGAUACCGCCCCUUCCAUUGCUUCUGUUGUUGCCUCCCAAGACUGGCCCAAGGUGGCUAACUAUAAUGGGAUUGUCCGUGCACAAGGUCAUCGUAAAGAGCUCAUCAAUGGCCUGGAAGACAUUGUCAAGGAACUCCUACUUGCAUUCGAGGAGAGGUCUAAGCGGAGACCCAAGCAGCUGAUCUUCCAAUUGCACCCAUAUAUACAUGCAAUUGUUUUCAUGUUUCAAUGAAAAAUCAAACAUUAAUUCGUGUUCGUGCUUCCUGGUUGUAAUGUUUCUUUCUUUUUCUUCUUCUUGCAACCUUAAUUUCAACUUCUUAUAGUUAGAACUUUUCUGUCAUGUUCCUCUUGUCGGAAACUCUGAAUGAUGUGGCAUGUAAAUCCUCAACGUUAACCACGAGAAGUUAUUAUAUUACCCCUAUUUGAAUGCAAUUCGUAUUUGCAGCACUAAAAUUUUAUCUUCCAAACAUUCAACUUUGAUUAAAUAUACAAUACGUAAUUAGUAUUAUUCAAUAUAUCUUUGGAUCUAUUUUCAAUAAAUUUAUUUAAAAAUAUAAAUAUCACUAAUAUUUCUUAUAGGAUGAGGUCCUUUAUACCAUCGUCCCUGCUAGCGAGACAGGAGGUCCCAGUGGAGCGGCUAAAGCCGAGGGUCGAGGCACAGGAGAGAGGGAACUAGGCUCUCAAGUAAAAGUACCCGAUCGGACUAAACCCCCAAGAGAAGGUGAAGCUGGAGAAGGAGCACAUGUGGCUAUUCAUGGACGACAGCAUCAAGGACCUCGCCAACAUUUCCAUGGAGUAGAUCAACGCCACCGAGCUCACCAAGAACGAUGUCGACAUCCGGUUCAAGUGUACAUCCACUCUGCGCCUGCUGCAAUGCUGAUUUAAUUGUUGCUCUUAACACAACCAUUUGCGAUUCAGAUUUUGACAACUCUGAUAUUUAGUCCUUGAUGCACUAUUAGAUGACUGUGCCGUGGUAUUUGAGAUAUGUGAGCCUCAUGAUGCAGUAUAGUUGCAGGAACCUACUAACACAGCUUCACUUCUAACUCCCUCUCACUGUAUUUCCCUUUCUUUGUAGCUAUAGCCUUUUACCAAACUUGUCACUCAUUGGAAAUUUGGCCUACAACAUGAAUAACUUGGGUUCAAGUGAGGCCUUGUUCGUUUA